Messenger RNA from Macrosteles quadrilineatus (aster leafhopper), 1815 nucleotides. RefSeq lists its product as uncharacterized. The record is from RefSeq and is a predicted model, not a curated record. Gene Ontology annotation, molecular function: RNA binding. Lineage: Eukaryota; Metazoa; Arthropoda; Insecta; Hemiptera; Cicadellidae. Gene Ontology annotation, biological process: DNA integration. The transcript is spliced from 2 exons. The coding region runs from base 1 to 1815 and encodes 604 amino acids.
AUGUUACUUCAGGUUGAAGAUAAAUCUCCCAAAGUAGUGAUGUUUGCUUCAAGGACCUUACAGGACUGUGAAAGACGAUAUGCCCAGAUAGAAAAGGAAGCUCUUGCAUGUGCAUGGGCCGCAGAAAAGUUUUCUAAGUUUUUAGUUGGAAAAAAAAUUAGAAUCCUAACAGACCACAAACCAUUAGUUUCGCUCCUUGGAAGCAAAGACCUAGACACAAUACCAGCUAGGAUUCAGAGAUUCAAAAUGCGAUUGAUGAAAUUUGACUACUCCAUCGAACACAUUCCCGGAAAAGAAAUGUUUACAGCAGACACAUUAAGCCGAGCGCCGAUCCCAGAUUCUACAGAUGAGUUCACAAAAGAGGUAGAGGCACACAUUAAGGUAAUAUCUUUAAACUUUCCAGCAACACAGUCAAGAUUGGAACAAAUAAAGAAUGCCCAGAUCCUGUGUGAAGAAUGUCAGAUGUUGGUGAAAUACACAGAAAAUGGAUGGCCUAAAUAUAAGAAGGAUGUGCCAGAGAGUAUGAGAAAGUGGUAUACCUUUAAAGACGACCUAUCUAUAAUAGAAGACUUGAUAUGUUAUAAAGAAAGAAUUAUUAUCCCAUUUGAACUUAGAAAAGAUAUCAUGAAUAAACUGCACGAUGGUCAUUUCGGGUCUACACGCACAGUCCUCCGAGCAAAACAAUCUGUGUUUUGGCCAGGAAUUACAACAGAGAUACAUAACUUGAUUGAAAAUUGUGACACUUGUGCUAAACACCAAAACCAAAAGUCAGAAAAAAUGAUUCAAUCAGACACUCCUGACUAUCCAUGGCAAAGAAUAGCAGUUGAUUACUUUGACUUUGUGAAAGGCAAAUACUUGGCUGUUGUGGACUAUUAUUCACGGUACUUGGAAAUGAUAAAUGUGUCCACAAUGACUGUAGAUGAACUAAUCAAGAAGAUGAAAGCCUGUUUUGCUCGACAUGGGAUCCCUGAAAUCGUAAUUUCUGAUUCUGGCUCACAGUUUACAAGCUCAGAAUGGAGAGCCUUUGCAGCCGAUUUUGGGUUUAAAACUAUUUGUUGUAGUCCCUUACACCAUCAGGCAAACGGUGAAGCUGAAAGAGCAGUCCAAACGCUUAAAAAGAUGCUUACAAAGAACAAAGACCCCACUCUUGCAUUACUGGAGUACAGGUCAACACCAGGUCCAUCAGGGUACAGCCCUUCGGAAUUGUUGAUGGGAAGAAGACUAAGAACACGACUACCGUCAUUGACGAAAGAUCUCAAGCCUAAAAUGGUAGAUCACAAGACAUUUAGAGAAUUGGACAAACUAUAUAGAACAACUCAAGCAGAUUACUUCAAUAAACGGCAUAGGGUGAGAGAUGAAAAGCAAUUCACUAUUGGGUGCAACGUGUAUAUUCCAGAUAGGAGAGAAGAUGGGAAGAUAGUUAAUAAGGUAGCUCCAAGAUCAUACACAGUUAAGACAAACGAAGGCAUGUUACGUCGCAAUGGGGUAAUGCUAAGACAACUACAACCCAAAACAUCUGAUGACCCUGGAACUGAGCCUAAUUGUUUUUCCUCAUUUGACUAUUAUGACCAUGAAGGGACAGCUUCAACUCUGGCUGCGUUGAAUGGAACAAUACUGCUAGGGAGAAAAAUGAAGGUGGAGUGGGCCAGUGACAAUGCCCGUCGAAAAGACUAUGUUAUAUUUGUCGGAGAUCUGUGCUCAACAAUUGAUGCUGUUAAGUUGAGAGAAGCGUUUGCUACGUUUGGUAAAAUCUCGGAUUGUAGAACAAUAGUGGACCUUGAAACACUCAAGUCAAGGUACUAUGGCUUUGUUUAG